AUGAAGGGCGAAAUUACCUUAGACGGAGCAAUCGCGCUUUUGUCGUCGGACAAAACCAAAGAUCGCACAGAUGGCUUAGCUGAUCUAAAACACAUUCUCCAGAAGAAUAAACGGAACUCGAAUCUUCAAUCUAUGAGCGACAAGGCCUGCCAUAAGAUCUUCGAGUCUUUGUUUCGGCUCGUCUCCACAGAAAAAACGUUCUAUAACCGCGCGAAUUCUAAAGGAGCCAGUUCCAGUAAAGCAGCCGCCACUCGUCUUUCCGCUUGUGCAUCCGUUGUUCGUACAGCUGUUGAGACUUUCCUGCGUAACUUACGGAUCAAGUCAGUUCGCGCCAUUCUUGACCAUAUCACCAAUGUCUUGGUCAGCCCGGACAGUUCUCUGUUCGAGCUUCUUAGUGUGGACUACACGAAAUGUUUGAGCACAAUCUUGCAUUAUCCGCCACACGUUGAGCACUUGGGGGUUGAGGAGUGGGAAUCUGUCCUGAAAUUUUGCCUGAAGGUCGUCAACGUACGGAAUGAUCACAACAGCCAACAAAGCACGUGGAGUCCGCAUUCGUCUGUCAUGGACGACUACAUUGGAGCCAGCGGUGGCCGGUCGACACCAUCUAGAAUGACACCUUCACUGGCCGUCAGAGAGAAGCCCAAAGGGCCGACGGGUGUGGUUGAAGAAGCUCUUUCAUGCAUUAAAAUACUCUCAGGGGUUCCAAAUGCUCCUCUUCAGGACAAUGCUGAGAGCAUACUUCUGGGGCUGGCAAGUUACGUAGGUUCACCCUCUCUUUCCGGAAGUGGUCACCAGACGGCCUUCAGCGCUAUCAACGCUGUGGCAAUGGGGAUAAUAUUCGAUAACUCGGAACUCGUUCGAGUCACCUUGCUAGAUCUAGUUCCAGUAAUCCGGCAGCACUGGACCACCAAACUCAUGGGUCUAAAGGACGAGUUGCUUGUCACCACAAUGUUGAUUGUCACUUUUCUUAUAGAUGAGAUUCGGAGAAAACCGGACGAGGCUCUGAUAGCUGUGAUUGAUGGGCUCAUACAUACUCUACAACGCGAGUACUUUAGACGUUCCGAGAAGGAUAUUCUUCAGGUUGACGAAUUGGUUUUCGAUACUAACAGCAUAGGUCAACACGAAAAGUUUCGUCUUUGGCCAAGGUUGGAGAGUCCUAGGUCCGAGCAUAACUGGACGGUAGUAUGGAUUAUGGCAAGGUUGCUGGAGUUGUCUGAAGAGUUAACCACACGGUUGUCGACGCAUUGCCCCCCCGAGGCCGAGACACCGAGUAAAAGGCAACGUAUAUCCUCGAAGAUUGACGAUGUUUUCCGUGAUUCUACAGCCUCUUUCGGCAUCAGAAGAGUUUGUGCUUUGCAGCUGAUUCCCUUCCUCCUGAACCACUAUGCCUGCAUCGAUUCGAAGGUGUCUUUGCUGGAACGAUUGAUACCCAACAUAAAUGAUGACAAUGCUACGAUCUCAUCUUGGACAAUGAUUGCUAUUGCAUGUAUUGCAGCUAGUCCUCAGGCAGACAAGCCGCCACUCAAACGAUAUUGGCAACAAGCUUGGGACUUGACGUCUCGUGCAUCUACGUCACAGCUCACUUCCAGGGCUGCUUGUUAUUUACAGAACAGUAUUCUCCAAUAUAGUCUCCUUGACUACGCUGCCGUGGCUGAGACUAUUAAUUCAAUGCUCUCAUUUGUCAGAUUGAAUGGGCCGUCAACAGUGUCAGAUGCGUCUUUAGAGUUAUGGGCGAGCGUUAUUAGGAUGACAGCCCAAAUAAACCCAGGGUCUGUAUCAAAUGCUUCCGUCCAGAUCUGUGAACUGGUAGACAUAUAUGAUAUUUGGGAUGCUGAAACCACGGUCUCUAUCCAGAAAUCCUCACAGUCGGAUCCAAACGAUCUUGGCAUUCUCGAUUUGUUGCAGGCGAAAUCGGAAAGUUUCCUUCAUACCUGGCAAUCAUUAUCUGAGGAUAAGUCGCGUCAUGUCACUCCGGAUAUUGUGCAGAUUUUGACGUCCUUCUGCAUAACGGUAGCCCUUUAUACUUCUUGCCUGCCGGAGCAGCCAGGGCCUCGGUUACAGACUCUGCUUUCGAACAGCCGUCCAACUGCCAUCCAUAGGGCAUUAUAUGGACUGCUCACGCCUUUAAGUGAAGUUCUUGAGAGCCAAAGACAGUCCCACAAACAAAGACUAUACGCUCUCAACGACGACACUAUGGACUUGGAUGAUCCGUUUGGGCCGUCAACUGAUCAGGUAGAAGAGGCGUCAAACAUUUUAUGUACAAAUCGCAGCGAUCUGCCACUGUUCCAGGAUUCUGCUAGCUUCCAUCGCUAUAUGACCAUCCUUAUUUCCAUUUACAACAGGAUGUAUUCUCAACAGUCUGAACCUCAACAACACGUUACUAGGGCUUUGGAAGACUAUCUGAACGAUCUUGAUGAGGUUGAUCUUCUGGCUGCGCAUGAUCUCCUACCUUACGUAUAUCAAUCCUGCGCUAGAACGGACCGACAAACGCAACUUGUGCUACUUGAAAACCUAGGUGAAAAGUGCCUUCAAACAUACGAAUUGGAGCGCUGCGAGAACUCACAUUUGCUCUGUAUCCAGAUGAUGUGCAGCCUUGCCAUGUCAUGGACCAGAGGAACCCAGGACAGCCUCAGUGACUCAGCCGCGGACAUUUAUACCUGGUUCACGACAAUAUUCCUGAAGAAAGGGAGGGCCUCCUCGUCCGUCUUAAUCGCCUUUGCAAAACUACUGGGAGUGAUUCUAAGCUUGAACCCAGCAUACUCGAGUGAUCAAUCAAGCCCAUCCCCUAAGACUACCCUAUUCAAGAUUAUUAGCGAUGGUGAAGUGCUAGUCAAAUUUAACGCGGGGAGUCUCGUUCCGCAGCUGUUCGGACAGUUUCUUCUCGAAGACCACGAUAAUGUGUUUAAUGAUGUCCUCGAAUGUCUUCCGCGAGACCCUACUUGGGAGGAAGGAAUCGCGGUUCGUUUGUUCCUGCUCGCCCAGCUUGCGUCAAAAUGGCACACAUUACUCCGAAGAAGCAUUUAUCAUAUCUUCGAGACCCCGGCCCAGGUGCAUCAUUCCCUAUGGUACGCAGAGAAAUGCCUACGCAGCGUCUCAGAUGCGCUAGGACUCCAGGAUGCCAAAGAGAUAUUCCGGCUUUUUUCUUCUCAAAUUCUAUACACAUGGACCGAAACACAGUCGAUAAAGUCCAUGCCUUUCAGCAUUUUUGGCUAUGCUAAUCUUAAUGACAUGAUAUGCGAUGCCCAAGACGAGAUUGUUGGACAAAUAAUGAUGCGAGCAAGUGAAAGUGAUGCUGCAGAGCUCUCAGAGAUACUAGGUCGACCCUUUGUUGGUCUUCUGACAGACUCUUUCUACAAAGCAGAGGCUUACACAAUAGCUCAUGACAUAAGUACUCCUCCUCGAGAGGGAAGCCAGCCUAAAGGGGUGGAGAAUCGACUCAAGAAAAUUCUAGGUGCUGAAGUGUUCGUGACUCUAAUUGAAGCACAAUUCCCCCAGAUUGUAGCUACCUUUUUCGGAUCGCUCGAUUUCUUCCAGCAGGUGGAGAAAGCAUUUUCGAAACGAGAAAGCUUCCAGGAAGCACUCGUUACAUUAAAACGCAUCACCGAGAAGGGUGCUGCGAGAACUGUGCUCCCGCCAAAUCAGCAGCCGUCUUUUAGGGCGCGGUAUCUCCUCGAUGAACUAGAGUUUCUGUGCAAACGAAGUGGAUAUGAACUUGAAACCAUCUGGACUCCUACUCUCGCAUCCUAUGUAUGCCGUACACUCCUGGAAUCAAUUCACCCGGCGCUGGGCUCUCUGCAUGCUUGUUCCGUGCUCCGGAAGAUCAAAAUACUGAUAUGCGUGGCUGGGCCCGUAAUGCUGAGUGACUACCCGUUUGAGAUGAUUAUCCACGGACUUCAACCAUUCCUUGUGGAUAUCUCUUGCUCUGAGGAUGCAGUGGCUAUUUUCUGGUACUUACUGGAAGCUGGAAAGACUUAUUUAUGUGAACAACCGGGCCUGAUGGCGGGCAUUGCGGUUUCUACCUCGCUUUCUUUGGGCAGGUUUCUGGCGUCGCCUCCCGUAAACUCGCGGCAGGAGAGCCAACUACAAGCUGUGGUAGGAAAUCUUCGAACAUUCUGCCGGUGGUUCGACGGCUAUCUCCGUUCUUACACUUCGCCAGCUCUGGAUGAUGAGUCGUCUAGGUCUUUUCGGCGUUUCACUUGUUCCUUACAGACUAUCGUGGAACAGGAAUCCAGCGGAUCCGGUGCAAACGAAACCGAUCUACUACUCGAAGUACUUAAGGAUCGCGAAUCAAAGAGUGGUCUUCUUAGCAAACCAAUAUCGGAUCGCGUGAUCUCGCUGCUUUGUUCUACGUCGAAAGCAGCGUUAGGCUAUCAUCUCACUACUAUUGAGCGAGACGAAGAUGCUAUCUUGAACGCUGUCACUGUCUGCCAGACUCUUCGAGAUUUCAAUCCUGGUACCGAAUACCGGUCUUGGGCGGCUCGAGUCAUAGGAAGAGCCUUCGCAGCUACUGGCAAAAUCAGUGACGCCCUAUUGAGAGAACAGGAUCUUACUCUGUUUCGCUCUUCUUCAACCCAAUCGGGUACCGAUAUCCUCUGUCGUUCCAAAGCGAACAUACUUGAAGUACUUGGCAGCAAGCUGCUGAAUAGCAGGCAAACAGGACCGAUUGAGCGUACCCUGCAGCUUAUCAUCAGUAACCUGGCCAACUUCCCUGAUUUUGAACCUUGCGUGAGUGCUAUUUCCCCUUCUGUCAUGAAGGCUCUCACCUGGAGCCCGUAUCAGUGUCCGGGGAUAUCUCUGAACGCUCUGGAAGCCAAAGAACUAGAAAAUGUACAUGGAUGGGAUCUUAGCCUUUCGCCCUCUUACUGGGCACGAAACGUGGGACUAUUUCUCUCAAAAGCGGCCGCCGAGGACCCGGUUAUUGGGUCACUGAGCAAUAUAUUAUACCUUAUUCCUGAUUUGGCAGUCCAACUACUGCCCUACAUCCUACAUGAUGCUCUGCUGGCGGAGAUUCGAGGUAAGGUGGCUGAGGUAAGGGACAGCAUAUCGCAAAUCUUCAAUGAAACCUUACGGGCUGGUGCAGAAAACUCUAUCCCUCACGCUCGGCUUAUCAUCAAAUGCGUCCUCUACCUUCGCAACCAACCCAAGCCGGGUGAGGAAACAAUAGUGGACCGAGAUGACUGGUUGGAUAUCAACUACGCGGUAGCUUCCUCAGCCGCUAGUAGAUGCCGCCUGCCGAAGACGGCGCUCAUGUUUUUGGAAACUCAUGUUUCUCGCUGUACGGCCAGCUCUCGUCGGUCAUCUGUUGCUAAAUACGAUCUCCCAGCAGGCCUGCUGCAUGACAUUUUCAAGAACAUUGACGACCCCGACUUUUUCUAUGGAGUCCAGCAGACUUCCUCUCUGGAUUCCGUAAUAGAAACUCUCGAGCACGAGAGUUCUGGCUUCAAGAAUCUCCUUUUCCAGAGCGCACAGUAUGACAGCGAAAUUCAGAUGACAGGAUCUGGAAACGCCUAUGGUGUCCUCAAGGCACUGAACUCCACCAAUCUUCAGGGCAUUGCUAACUCUAUGAUCGGUGCGCUUGGAAAUUCUAGUGACACUGCUGUCCCACUGGGUAGUAUGCUUAAGGCCGCUACAAAUCUGCGACAAUGGGAAAUACCUAUCUCUCCGUUGAACACAUCUCCUCCGGCCACGAUAUUCAGGGCUUUCCAGGCCUUGAAUACUCCAGGGCCGUUAGUUGACAUGCGUGCAUCUAUCGGCGAGAGUUAUAGAAGCAACUUGAAUCUUAUCAAUAGUGAUCGUCGAUCAGCGACGUCAUUGCGGACCGCUAUGAGGACGCUCGGCAUCUUGACCGAAAUAGAAGAAGUUCUUGGUUCAGGAUCUGCGGCGGAAAUCGAUCAGAAGUGGGAGGAAAUCUCAGCAAGGACUUCCUGGUUAAAAAAUACUGAUGUCCAGGAGGUUGGAGAGAUUCUGAGCUCUCAUGAGACCCUGUUCUCUUCCAUAAAGCAGAAAGAUUAUCUCAGGUCUGCCUUCAACUUAAGUGACAUUGAUGCACAGCUUCUUGAAGUGAAAGUAAUCCGCCAGUCCCUACACAUUGCCAGAAAUCACGGCAUCGCCCAGGCUUCGCUAAGAUCUGCUGUUUAUUUGUCAAAACUAGCAAACCAUAGUGUAUCGCUAGGGCUCAAUAUUGAAGGCGUAGCGAAGUUCGACCUGGCCAAUGUGCUAUGGGAUCAGGGUGAAAUGGCGCCCUCGAUUCAAAUUCUCCAGCAGCUAAAAGACAGAAAUGACCUUCACAAGCAAGCAAUUCCUAUUAGUCGUGCCGAGCUUCUUGUCACCCUGAGUCAGGGCCAUCAUAUCGCCGAAGCUCGUUUAGAAAAACCGGAGGCGAUCAUCCAGAACUAUUUGACACCUGCAGUCAAAGAAUUGAAGGGUCGCUCAGAGGGAGAAGACGCUGGGCGAGUCUAUCAUGGAUUUGCCAUCUUCUGUGAUCAGCAGUUACAAAAUCCGGAUGGGCUGGAAGACUUUGCGCGGAUUGAGCAGCUUCGUAAUCGUAAGGAAAAGGAAGUAGUUGCUCUUGAUGCGAUGCUCAAAACAGCAGAAGGGAAAGAGCGAGACAAUCUCAAAUUUCACAGAACAAAGACGAAACAGUGGUUCGACCUCGAUGAUCGUGAGUAUCAGCGUCUCAAGCGAAGCCGCGAGGCCUUCCUGCAGCAAUGUCUUGAGAACUAUCUUAUCUGCCUUAGAGAAAGCGAAGCAUACAACAACGACGUCCUGCGCUUCUGCGCCCUCUGGCUUGCGCAAUCUCACAGUGACAUUGCCAACAGUGCAGUCUCGAAAUACAUAGCAGGCGUCCCGAGUCGCAAGUUCGCCCCUCUUAUGAACCAGCUGACUUCGCGGCUCCUCGACGUGUCAGACGAUUUCCAAGCUCUAUUAUCCGAACUGAUUUAUCGCAUAUGCUCUGAUCACCCGUUCCAUGGGAUGUACCAGAUCUUUGCGAGCAGCAAAUCCAAGGGUGGAAGGGACCAGUCGGCUCUAUCACGCAAUCGAGCCGCCGCAAAAUUGGCUGAUAUUAUGAGAAACGAUAGGCAUAUCGGGCCUUUGUGGGUGGCGGUCCACAAUACCAAUAUAAAUUACGUUCGAUUCGCUGUCGAGCGGUUAGACGACAAGGCAAAGAGUGGUGCAAAGAUUCGGCUGAAUAAAUUGGCACCUGGCAUACGCCUUGAACAGGAUGCUGUCAACCAGCGGCUACCACCACCGACUAUGAAAAUUGAUAUUCGCGUUGACUGCGACUAUAGUGAUGUGCCCAAGCUUGCUAAGUACCUCCCUGAUUUCACGGUAGCGUCUGGCGUGAGCGCACCGAAAAUUGUUACAGCUAUUGCAAGCAAUGGUGUUCGUUAUAAGCAGCUCUUCAAAGGAGGCAAUGAUGACCUGCGGCAGGACGCCAUUAUGGAGCAAGUAUUUGAGCAAGUUAGCAGUCUCCUCAAAGACCAUCAAGCGACUCGGCAGCGCAAUCUCGGUAUCAGAGCCUACAAGGUUCUUCCUCUGACCUCUAAUGCGGGCAUUAUUGAAUUUGUUCCGAAUACCAUACCGCUCAAUGACUUCUUGAUGCCUGCGCAUCAAAGAUACUACCCCCGAGACAUGAAGCCCAGCGCCUGCCGCAAACAUAUUGCCGAUGUACAGACACGGUCCUUUGAGCAACGAGUCCGGACAUACCGCCAGGUAAUCGAAAAAUUCCACCCUGUUAUGCGCUACUUCUUCAUGGAGAAGUUCAACAACCCAGACGACUGGUUUGGCCGACGGCUAUCAUACACCCAGAGCACUGCGGCAAUCUCGAUUCUGGGGCAUGUGCUUGGCCUGGGAGAUCGCCACGGUCACAAUAUCCUCCUUGACGAAAGAACAGGGGAAGUCGUACACAUUGACUUGGGCGUUGCUUUCGAACAAGGGCGCGUCCUCCCUGUGCCUGAAGUGGUCCCUUUCCGCCUCACGCGCGAUUUGGUAGACGGAAUGGGCAUCACCAAAACCGAGGGCGUCUUCCGACGCUGCUGCGAGUUCACCCUCGAAGCACUGCGCCAGGAAUCAUACAGCAUCAUGACCAUCCUAGACGUGCUGAGGUACGAUCCGCUCUACAGCUGGACGGUGUCGCCACUGCGAAUGAAAAAGAUGCAAGAACAGGACACCAGUGAUGGGCCGCCAGUUCUACCGGGGUCUACGACUGAUCAACAGCGGCCAACCAAUGAACCGAGCGAGGCUGACAGAGCGCUGACGGUUGUUGCAAAGAAACUGAGCAAGACAUUGAGUGUUACGGCGACGGUGAAUGAACUGAUUCAACAGGCGACUGAUGAGAAGAACCUUGCUGUUCUUUACUGCGGCUGGGCCGCUUAUGCAUGA
This is a messenger RNA of Aspergillus nidulans FGSC A4, 8382 nucleotides long. RefSeq names its product DNA-binding protein kinase TEL1 (gene atmA). Gene Ontology annotation, biological process: intracellular signal transduction; DNA damage response; DNA repair. The record is from RefSeq and is a predicted model, not a curated record. Gene Ontology annotation, cellular component: chromosome, telomeric region; nucleus. Bases 1 to 8382 code for a protein of 2793 amino acids. The transcript is spliced from 10 exons. NCBI's taxonomy places the organism in Eukaryota, Fungi, Ascomycota, Eurotiomycetes, Eurotiales, Aspergillaceae. Gene Ontology annotation, molecular function: protein serine kinase activity; kinase activity; protein serine/threonine kinase activity.